Jatropha curcas is the source of this 2567-nucleotide messenger RNA. Lineage: Eukaryota; Viridiplantae; Streptophyta; Magnoliopsida; Malpighiales; Euphorbiaceae. The record is from RefSeq and is a predicted model, not a curated record.
AUUUCUUGGUUUUGAUAUUAGACUAACCCUGCUUCCAUUUCUUGGUUGCUUUACUAUUUAUGCUUCCAUGUCAGGUAAAUAAUUUGAUUUUCUAUGGAAUAUGUGGUCCUGACGGCUAGAAAAAGAGAAGAGAACAAGACAUUGCAGUUCCAGUGUAAGGGCAAAGUUGCUUCUGUUCUUGGUUUAGGCCUACAUAUCUCUCUGUCUCCACAAUCACAUUCAAAGCUUGUGUCAUUUAAGAGUACUACAUAAGAUUAUAUGCAUUUUGAAGGAUUUGAAGAUGAGAUUGUUGAAAGUAGCAACCUGUAACUUGAACCAGUGGGCAAUGGAUUUUGAUUACAAUUUAAAGAACAUUAAAGAAUCCAUAGUUAAGGCUAAACAAGCUGGUGCAGUAGUUAGACUUGGCCCUGAGCUUGAAGUCACUGGCUAUGGCUGCGAAGAUCAUUUCUUGGAACUUGAUACUGUCACUCAUGCAUGGGAGAGCUUGAAAGAAAUUCUCGUUGGGGAUUGGACAGAUGGAAUAUUAUGCAGCAUAGGAAUGCCAAUUAUAAAGGGAUCAGAACGUUACAAUUGCCAAGUUUUAUGUAUGAACAGAAAGAUUAUAAUGAUACGCCCAAAAAUGAGGCUUGCAAAUGGUGACAGUUUCAUGGAGUUUAGAUAUUUCAAGCCAUGGCCACAAAAAGAUCAACUAUUAGAUUUUCAGCUCCCAAGUGAAAUUUCAGAGGCUACAGCACAGAAAUCAGCACCUUUUGGUUAUGGAUACAUUCAAUUUCUAGACGCAGCUGUUGCUGCCGAAGUUUGCAAAGAGCUUUUCUCCCGUUUCCCUCCUCAUGAUGAUCUUGGACAAAAUGGAGUUGAAGUUUUCUUGAAUGCAAGUGGAAGUCCUCAUCAACUAAGAAAGGCAAUUGGUUUCCGUCUUCGCGCUUUGAUAGGUGUUACUCGUAGCCUUGGAGGAGUUUACAUGUACAGCAAUCAUCGAGGAUGUGAUGGUGGUCGCCUGUAUUAUGAUGGAUGUUCUUGUGUUGUUGUAAAUGGAGAAGUGGUGGCUUUAGGCUCACAAUUUUCUCUCAAGGAUGUUGAGGUUGUGCUUGCCCAAGUAGAUUUGGAUGCGGUUGCUGCUAAAAGAGGAUCUUCAAGCAGUUUUCUAGAGGAACCAAGUGGUAAAACCAGAAUACCUUCGCUUGCAGUACCAUACAAGCUAUGUCAAACUUUUAACCUGAAAAUGCCCAUUUCGAAUCCUAUUAAGAUGACUCCUUGCUCUCCUGAGGAGGAAAUAGCUUCGGGCCCUGCUUGCUGGCUAUGGGACUACUUAAGGAGAAGUGAAGCUUCUGGGUUUUUGCUUCCACUUUCUGGUGCUGUAAAUAGUUCUGCUGUGGCUGCUAUAGUUGGCUCAAUGUGUCAGCUUGUUGUGAAAGAGAUUGCAAAUGGAGACGAGCAAGUCAAAGCUGAUGCAAUAAGAAUUGGAUGUUAUACUGAUGAGCAAUUUCCUACAGACAGCAAAGAAUUCGCAAAGCGCAUAUUUUACACUGUAUUUAUGGAGUCUGAGAACAGUUCAGAAGCCAUGAAACAACAAGCAAAGGCUAUGGCAGAUGAUAUUGGCUCGAGACAUCUUGAUGUUUCAGUAGACAGUGUUGUUUCUGCACUUCUAUCAGUCUUUCAAACAGUUACUGGCAAGAAACCGAGGAAUAAGGUAGAUGGAGGUUCUGAUGCUGAGAAUCGAGGGUUGAAGAACAUUCAAGCUCGAACAAGAAUGACACUAGCAUCAACUUUAGCCUCACUCUUGCCUUGGGUGCAUAACAAGUCAGGGUUUUUUCUCGUUCUGAGUAGCUCUAGUGUAGAUGAACAAUUGAGUGGCCAGCUGACAAAGUAUGGUUGUAGCUCUGGAGAUAUAAAUCCAAUUGGUAGCUUUAACAAGAAGGACAUUCAGGCUUUUCUCCGAUGGGCUGCCACCAACCUUGGUUACUCCUCCUUGGCAAAAGUUGAAGCAGCUAGCCAAAAUCUCGAUGCGAAGGAAAUUGUCAUGACAUCUGAAGAACUCUCAGUUCUCGGAAAAUGGCGAAAAACUUUCCGAUGUGGACCAGUGUCAAUGUUUCAGAAUCUUUGCCACAAAUGGGGUUCAACUUCAGGAUUAAAUCCAUCAGAAGUAGCUGAUAAAGUGAAAAACUUCUUCAACUAUUAUUCCAUUAAUCGACACAAAAUGACUGUUCUGACACCUUCGUAUCAAGCUGAGAGUUACGCACCUGACGAUAACAGAAGCGAUCUUCGCCAGUUUCUGUACAAUACAAGAUGGUUCCGUCAAUUUCAAAAGAUUGAUGAACUUGCUUCGGAGUUGGAUAGUAAUAAAAUUGAUAACGAUAUUAUUAUUAUUACAGAACCAAGUGACAGGGAAAUUCCGGUAGCUUCAGGCUAAUAAAGCAAAUUCUAAAACCGGCCUUUAUUAUAAAAAAUAAAUAUAAGUCUUUAUCUUAAUUUAUAUUUUGAAUUACAAAAAACAAAUGUUAACAUUAUCCUGUACUCCUGAUUAUUUAGUAUUAAAAUUAUAAUAAUUGUUGGUGAUUAACGAUCAA